This is a messenger RNA of Cucurbita maxima (winter squash), 1225 nucleotides long. RefSeq names its product probable trehalose-phosphate phosphatase C. Gene Ontology annotation, biological process: trehalose biosynthetic process. Bases 20 to 1063 code for a protein of 347 amino acids. The record is from RefSeq and is a predicted model, not a curated record. NCBI's taxonomy places the organism in Eukaryota, Viridiplantae, Streptophyta, Magnoliopsida, Cucurbitales, Cucurbitaceae. The transcript has 9 exons. Gene Ontology annotation, molecular function: trehalose-phosphatase activity.
AAAAAACACAGAAGCAACAAUGAACUUCUCUCUUCUUUUUAGCCAUGUUUUGCUGAAAGGAAAAUCCGUGCUCCUAAUUUUCCUUCCCUUCACUUUCGGUCUUCCCGCCCUCCGCCGCACACUGCUCUGGAGAUCGAUAAUGGGACUCUCCGGGCUGCUUUCCGGUCACCGGAACUCCGUACAAGGUUCCGAUUUCCACAACUACACUUCAUGGCUGAAACAAUACCCCAGUGGUUUGGAAUCGUUUGAGUCCAUAAUGAAAGAGCUACCGAGGAAGAAGAUUGUGGUGUUCUUGGAUUAUGAUGGAACCCUUUCUCCCAUUGUGGAUGAUCCUGAUCGAGCUUUCAUGUCUCCUGAGAUGAGAGAAGCUGUGAGAGAAGUGGCAAAAGGCUUUCCGACUGCCAUAAUAAGCGGAAGAAGCCGAGAAAAGGUAAAGGAGUUCGUGAAAUUGAGGAAUCUGCACUAUGCUGGGAGCCAUGGAUUAGACAUUAUGUCUCCAAAUUCGGACAAUGAGGCUAAUGGGGUUUCCUAUCAACCAGCCAAGAAGUUUUUACCAAAAAUUCAACAAAUAAAACGCGUAUUAGAGGAAGAAACUAGAAAGAUCGAAGGUGCAUUGGUGGAGGAUAAUACGUUUUGUGUUUCUGUACACUUUCGGCACGUGCACGAAAGGGAGUUGGCGGAAUUAGAAAAGAAGGUAGAGACUGUUAUGGAAAAAUAUCCUGAUUUUCAUGUAACGCAGGGCAAAAAGGUUAUGGAAAUAAGGCCGACCAUUAAUUGGAACAAAGGGCAUGCAAUGGAGUAUUAUCUGCACAGUCUGGGACAUAACGACACCGACGAUGUGGUUCCUUUGUACAUUGGCGAUGAUCAAACGGACGAGGACGCUUUCAAGGUAAUACAAAGGAAAGGACAUGGAAUUGCGAUACUCGUGGCAUCCAUUCCAAAGCACACAAACGCUUCCUACUCGUUGAAGGACCCAUCGGAGGUUCUUGCUUUUUUGCUAAGGCUGGCCAGAUGGAGGAACUCCACAGCCCCUUCAAUUACAACCCCAUCUCCUAAUAUUUAAAAAUGGAGUGGGUGAUUUUUUAGUAAAAUAUUUGGGUUAUUUAAGCAUCCACCAAAGUGUAUAUGGCUUUGGUAAUAACAGAGAUGCAUUACCAAAUCCUUUUACUAAUUACCCAUCUUUUAUUUUACAUCAAUAUAUUUAAUAUAUGUACUAAUACUCCUA